This is a messenger RNA of Mycena indigotica, 807 nucleotides long. Its product is annotated as Protein kinase domain-containing protein. Gene Ontology annotation, biological process: deoxyribonucleotide catabolic process. The transcript has 7 exons. The coding region runs from base 13 to 807 and encodes 264 amino acids. The record is from RefSeq and is a predicted model, not a curated record. NCBI's taxonomy places the organism in Eukaryota, Fungi, Basidiomycota, Agaricomycetes, Agaricales, Mycenaceae. Gene Ontology annotation, molecular function: 5'-nucleotidase activity.
UCUACUUCACCCAUGUCGAACAAUCUAACCAAGCUUGCUGCAUUAUCUCCUCCAGUCGAAUCCGCCGAACCAGUCAUUGCUAUCGAUCUUGAUGAUGUGCUGAGCCAGACAAACCAUGUCGUCGCGGAAUGGCACAACAAACAAUUCGGGACACAGAUGACGCUUGAGCACUUCUACUACUUCUACUAUUGGAAGAAUCCCUUCUGGGGUACACCGGAAGAAACCAUGAUUAAAGUGAAGGAGUUUUAUAAUACGGACUCUAUUUUUCACGCUCCACCUGUCCCUGGUGCAAGAGAAGGUGUACAAGCGUUGAAGGAUAUGGGCUAUAGGCUAAUGGUUGUCACGGCCAGGACCUCGGAUAUUGCGGAUGCAAGCUGGGAAUGGAUUGAAAAAUACUUCCCUGGUCUCUUCUCCAAUGUCAUCUUCACCGGACAGUUCAAAGACGCGCAUAAGCUACACCAUUCCGAACUGCUGACAAACCUAACCAAAGCUCAAGUCUGUGCUGACGUCAAAGCACAAGUUCUCAUCGAUGAUUCAUCUGAGAACGCCAUACAAGUAGCGACUGCAUCGGAGCCUACACCUGUGCUGUUGUUUGGUGAUUACCAAUGGAAUCGCCGCAUCUCAAUCGCUGGCUCAGAAAGCGACUCAUUGUCAUUUGACCAGCGCUUAGCGGCCAGUCAAGGCAAGGAAUUUUGGAAAGAGGAGACGCUACACAUCCCCGAUGGGACUCCAAUUGAACGGGUGAAAGACUGGAGUGAGGCCCUUCGGUGGAUUAGGGCGGCUCGAGCGGCCGGUAGAAUCUUGUGA